GCGCAAUCGCAGAUGAAGAAAGUAAAGCGCGGGCGCGAUGCACCUUCAAUUCGAGCUUUUAGUCCGUCCCCAUGAGAACCUACUCUUUAGUACUUCGGGUGCUACCGGAGCGCAUUACCACGAAGAUCGUUCUUAAAUCAAUUUCUUUUUUUUUUUCUUUUGACGAGAUAAAUAUAGAAUAUAAAUAAUUGUUGUCUCGAUUAGUAAUUAUCACAAAUUGAUUGACACGCGACACAUUUGAUUACAACUCGUGCUUUUUAUUUUUAUUAAUUUACACAUGUGAUCAUACGGUUCAUGAUUACGGACUUUAAACGAUCGAACGAUCAUUUCUCCUCGAUCGGUGAAAGUUCAAUCUCGUCGACCGCAUAUAUCGUUGCGGUGAAAUGUGCAAAAAAAAGAAAUAUCUCUCGAUGUCUGCCUUAAGUUCGAAGACGUAUCAUUUUGAAAAGAGAAACGUGAGGAGGCACGGAUCGUGAUUCGUUCAAAAAAAAAAAGAAAAAACAAAUAAUUGUCAAUUUCGACGCGGGAGAUUAAUAUCUUCAUUGUAAGAUGCAAAGGAUUAUUUAAAAAUGCCUUGCAAUUCCGAAAAGCUCGAAAAUCCAUGAGCAAAGAUGAACGAUAGUCGAAUAUAAAAAAUGGCACCAUUCCACGGCAUGGUCCUACUGUUGCUAGGAAUCGGUUACCUGUUACACGCGGAACCAACUUUCGGUCAUCGCGAUAUAGGAAUAAUCGCGGAAGAUGUUAGAUCGAGUCGCAGAGAUGAUCACCAAUACGCACCAAUUGUAGCACAUUUUUAUGACGAAGAUCUCGACAAGAAGAUGCUCAAGACAUAUCGUACGAAAAGGCACACGUAUUUUUCCGAUGAUCUUACUCAAAACGUGACGGUUGCCGUUGGCCAAUCCGCCGUUUUGUCGUGUCGAGUAGAGAAUUUAGAAAACAGGACCGUAUCUUGGAUGAGGAAAAAAGACGUACGGAUCUUAACAUCUAUGAAGACGACUUAUACCGCCGACAAAAGAUUCGUGAUAAUCGGUAAAUCGCCAAACUGGGACCUUCAAAUAGAUUCCGUACAACCCGAGGAUGCUGGUAUUUAUGAGUGUCAAGUUAAUACCGAGCCAAAGAUGGACAGAGCGGUCAAUUUAAAGGUUUUGGACGUACAAGCCAAAAUCCUUGGUUCCGAAGAGGUAUACGUGAAGAAAGGAAGUAAAAUAAGUUUGACCUGUACCGUCGACAUGCAGGACGUCCCACCGAGCAACGUGACUUGGUAUCACGCUGGUUCGAUCAUCGAUUUUGAUAGUCCAAGGGGUGGCGUUUCUCUGGAAACUGAAAAGGGCAAGAGUUUUACCAAAAGCAUGCUGGUAAUAACACGCGCGUUACUCAACGACAGCGGCAAUUACACGUGCUUCUCAAACAAGGCUGCACCAGCUAGCGUGGUGGUUCACGUGUUGAACGGGGAACAUCCUGCGGCGAUGCAACACGGAGGGAGCGACAGUGUCAACAGAAGGAUAAUCUUGUUCCUUGCGAUCGUUAUUCCGAUCGUGAUAUUUCGAUGCAAACUAGUGAUACAAGUGACCAUCGUCCAACGUAUACGGCAAAGUGUACAUUCCGCUUUUCAGUGCCUGUGGGAUGCAGAACGUGACAAUUACUCGUACCACGUUUUCGAAAAUUCUCAUAUAUACGCGUGGUGCUGCGUAUUCGAACCAGUUAACGAUCAAUUAAGCUGAAAGAGCAAAUACAAAGGAAAAAUUAUAUAUCAACGUUCGGUUAUCAUCAUGAAAGGCAAGUUGCUGAAGAAACUUAACGCUUAAUUAAAUUAUCGUAUAUAUUCGCGAGGGUACUU
Messenger RNA from Polistes canadensis, 1837 nucleotides. RefSeq names its product hemicentin-2-like. Gene Ontology annotation, biological process: synapse organization. Gene Ontology annotation, cellular component: neuron projection membrane. NCBI's taxonomy places the organism in Eukaryota, Metazoa, Arthropoda, Insecta, Hymenoptera, Vespidae. The record is from RefSeq and is a predicted model, not a curated record. The transcript is spliced from 8 exons. Bases 636 to 1721 code for a protein of 361 amino acids.